This is a messenger RNA of Drosophila teissieri, 932 nucleotides long. Its product is annotated as tRNA (guanine-N(7)-)-methyltransferase. Gene Ontology annotation, biological process: tRNA methylation; RNA (guanine-N7)-methylation. Bases 126 to 896 code for a protein of 256 amino acids. Lineage: Eukaryota; Metazoa; Arthropoda; Insecta; Diptera; Drosophilidae. Gene Ontology annotation, cellular component: tRNA methyltransferase complex. The record is from RefSeq and is a predicted model, not a curated record. The transcript is spliced from 4 exons. Gene Ontology annotation, molecular function: tRNA (guanine(46)-N7)-methyltransferase activity.
AAUACAACCGAAACGACUGUCUCAGUAUAUUUUGGUAUAUUUUUGUAGGUUUCAAAAGCGUUCGCAACGUGCUGCUGUGUCUCAUCUGUGCUGCCUCCUAUCACUCGCUCUGCUAAUUUUCAGUUAUGGUGGCCACCGGUGGACAGGCCCAGGACCAGAGCCAGAACCUGGAGCCGGAUGUGCUGAACCCCACGUCGGCGGUGACUGGGCUGCCGCAGAAGCGCUUUUACCGCCAGCGGGCGCACUCGAAUCCCAUCGCGGACCACAGCUUCGACUAUCCUGCUCGCCCGGAGGAUGUGGACUGGCGCCUCAUGUACCCGAGCAUUCAGCAGGGCCAGCAGGUCAGUUUUGCUGACAUCGGCUGCGGCUACGGCGGCUUUCUCAUCACCCUGGGCGAGAUGUUCCCCGAAAAGCUCUCCAUCGGCAUGGAAAUCCGCGUCAAGGUAUCCGACUACGUGGUGGACCGGAUUGUGGCACUGCGACGCAAAUGUGUGGAUACGGGUGCAUACCAGAAUGUCGCCUGCUUGCGCACCAACGCGAUGAAGUAUCUGCCCAACUACUUUGCCAAGGGCCAGCUGGAGAAGAUGUUCUUCCUCUACCCGGAUCCACAUUUCAAGCGCGCCAAGCACAAGUGGCGCAUCAUCAACCAGGCUCUGCUCUCCGAAUAUGCCUAUGUCCUCAGGAAGGGGGGUCUAGUGUACACCAUGACGGACGUGGAGGACCUGCACAAAUGGAUAGUGGCGCAUAUGGAGGAGCAUCCGCUGUACGAGCGUCUUACCGAAGAGGAGGCCAAUGCUGAUCCCAUCACCCCAAAGCUGUACCAGAGCAGCGAGGAGGGCGCCAAGGUGGUUCGCAACAAGGGCGAUCAUUUUCUGGCCAUUUUCCGGCGCCUUUAGGACACGUAUAUUCUCCAUAUAUGUAGACAUUAAUUU